Molecule: messenger RNA, 819 nt
Organism: Capsicum annuum
Lineage: Eukaryota; Viridiplantae; Streptophyta; Magnoliopsida; Solanales; Solanaceae
Exons: 1
Coding region: 1-819 (272 amino acids)
Source: RefSeq, a predicted model, not a curated record
AUGGAUCAAUAUAUUAUCAAUGAUUUGAAACUGUUCAAUACUGCAAAGCAAGUGUUGCAAAGGAUGAGGGAUAGUGGAUGGAGAUCAUUAUUGGAUGAUAUCUUUUCUUUUUGUGAUAAAUAUGAGAUAGCGAUCCGAAAAAUGGAUGCUCGCUACAUUCCUGGUAAGUUGAAACGUAGAACUCUUAAUGUUACAUAUUCUUAUUAUUUUCGGAUUGAAAGAUUUUGUGCUAUUAUUGAUUUGCUACUUCAGGAGCUUAAUAAUCAUUUCGACGUUGUGAGUACUGACUUACUUCUCGGUAUGGCUUAUUUACAUUCAUCUAAGUUAUUUGGUAAUUUUGAUAAGAAAAAACUAAUGAGGUUGGCUGAAUAUUAUCUGAAUGAGUUUGAUAGCAGCAAACUUCGAGAUCUCAGUUGUCAGCUUGAUAAUUUCAUAGCACAUGUUCGAGGUUCUAAUAAAAGAUUUUUCAAUAUGGAGGGAAUUAUUGAUCUUGCUAAAGUAUUGAUUGAAUCAGAUUUGCAUCAGACUUGGCCUCUUGUUUAUUUGCUCAUCAAGUUGACUCUCAUUCUUUCCGUUGCUACUGCUUUUGUAAAACGAGCAUUCUCUUCCAUGAACUACAUCAAAAAUGAACUCCCCAACAGCAUGGGUGAUGAAUUUUUAAAUAGUUGUUUAGUUUGCUAUGUAGAGCAUAAGAUAUUUGCAUUUGUAAGUAAUUAUGCUAUUAUUCAUCGUUUUCAAAAUAUGAAAAGUCGUCAGCACAGUUGUGAUUGGUGUCCUAUGAUUAGAAGUCUUUUUUCUGAAUUCAGACUUAUGAACUGA